CACCAGUGUGAGUCCUGUGUAGCGUCAGUGUAGCGCCUGACUGUGCUGGGGUGUAGUCAUGUCUGUGUCGCGAGGUGUAGUCUCCGCCUUCAGGACCCGCCAAGCCAUAUGUAGGCUGGCUUUUCCUCUGGCCGCUCUCCCCACUAUUUUCACUAAGAGUACCACGGGCGGGGUGCUGCAGGCGGGCGGCCGCCUCGCCACGCUUCAGAGUGACGUGGUGCCAGCGAGGGAGUACAGCAAGAGACCCAACACUCACCCGCACACCAGGUCCUCCUCCAGCUCCGAUUCUUCUGACUCGGACCGUGAGAGAUCUUCCUCCUCGUCCAGGCGAGGCACGAGUGGAAGAUCAUCGUUCUGGAGGCAGAAGAUGCGUACUCACCACAGACUGCUGGACGUCAACAAGGACGGGGUGGUGUCCUGGGAUGACUUCGACGCCCUCAUCACAAGGUUCAGGGAGCUGGGCCGCCUCACGCCCCAAGAGGUCACCAACUUCACCGACGCCUUGAGGCAUGUGUGGGAGGAAGAGUGGGGGGCAUCUAGUGAUCCCUACGUCUUCAUAGGACAGGAACAAUUUCUGACGCAGAUGGAACAUGUAGUUAACACCAAGGAACUCCGCAAGAGAGUUGCCAGUCCCCUCAUCUACUUCUUUAAGGCUGUCGAUACAGACGGUAGUGGAGAAAUAUCUGUCGAGGAGUUCCAGAUGUUCUACUCGGGGCUUGGCCUCUCUGAAGAGGAUGCUGCAGUCUCCUUUGCAGCCAUCGACAAGAAUGGCGAUGGAAAAUUAAGUAUGAAAGAAUUCAUCAAGUUGGGGCGAGAGUUUUUCCUCAGUGAGGACGACACUCGACCCAGCAAGCUAUUCUGGGGACCUCUAUCUGACUGAACCCUACCCAGGAGUUGCACGAGUUCCCAAGACAUGCGCACUCAACAUAUGAAAAUGAACCAUCAAAGCUUAAUGGCCCUGCAAGAGGGGCUCAGAAGAGCGCAUGAUCAUGCGCUCAACAGCCGAUUCAUCUUGGGAGGGAGAAUUUAAUGAUGCUUACUUAGCCAUGGAAAAUGUAUAAAAAUUUAUCACCAUUAUCAUGAUGAUACCAUUAAAGUUGAGAGAUGGCUAUCAUGAAAUGGUUUUUAGGUCAGCUUAUCGUGGAUUUUUGUGAUAAUCCAUUAGAGGAAAAUACUGAUAACUAAAAUACUAUAGUACAGUAUAAGUAAAUCAUGGAAUAAGCAUUACAUUUUAAUAUAUAGUAAUACUCUCAAUACUUGUCUACUUGUCUUGGAUCAUAUCACCCCGAAAUUACUUCUUGCACAAAAUACAUGUGUGAUCUGGAUCAUUCUGCAGCUCUCACUUCCAGCAAUGUAUGGAAUUUAAGGAAAUAUUUUACCAUGUAGCAAAGAAAAUUUUUCUCCUAGGGUAGUGAAGACAAUGUACAAUACCAAAUUAGUGAUAACUAUAUUUUUUAGAGAGCUACUGAACAAUAUUUCUACCGAGCUACUGGAUGAUGUUCCUACUGAGCCAGCGAACAAUACUCCAUAAAAUAAUAUGGACACUGAAAAUAGCAUAGCUUGGAGAAUGUUUGAUUACUAAUGAAAUGUCUGUAACAUGUAGACCUCGACACAAAUGUCUCAUACAGUAUAUUAUAACUAUUACACACAUGGUUGUCUGAUUAUCAGGUUCAUGAUCAUUGUCUCGGUUGUAUCAUUAACAUGUCUUCAAAUUAAGGCUAGUUUAUCUACUUAUUAUAUUGUAAACUCAAGUGUUUACAAGGAGUAUUAAUAACUCAAUGUUAUAAUUAGUCACAUUAUUAAUGCUAAUCUGUACAAAUACAAUUUUUCAUGCUGUACAUUAUAUACAGUAUGCUUUUAUAUACAAUGAAAAAUAAAUACGGUAUUAAGAGAGUGAUGUUAGAUGAUGUACAGUAUUCAGAAACACAUUUCAAAAAGUUUAUUCUUUUUUUUUUUAAUUUUACAUUCGUCAAUAGCCAAAUACUUUAAUACAUAUCAGUUUAUUAUAAAGUUGCAUGUAUGUUAUUCAAAUGUACUUUAUUAUUAUAUACUUUAUGUAUACGAGAAAAUCAAUAGGAGCCAUGAGAAUGAUUUGAACCCGUUCAUUUGGUACUCCCAAGCAAAUGCCCUAGGGGCAUUUACUUGGGGCAAAAUGGUCAUGGGUUAGUGGUCUAGGGAGUUUCUGGUGGUCUAGGUCUAGCAUAUUUAAAACAGCCUGAUGACCAUUCAGGUUUUAUCAUUUUAUAUUGUAUGUUCUGUAGCUUAAACCUGGACUAGAUGACAUAGUUGACCACAUAACCCAAAUGCACUUGGGCACGGGGCUGAAUGAGUUGAUAAAAACUCUAUGGUUUUGUGGGACAAUGAAUGGUACAGCACUGCUUCGCAUCACACAAGUUAAGGUUCCAGUCCCAGCACAGGGUGUUUGGAAUCUGUGUGUGUGUGUGUAAUUACCUAAGUGUAGUUCCAAAAUGAGAGCUACGCAUAUGGUGCCCAGUAUUCUUUGACAAAUAACGCUUUGAAGCUACUGACAGUUUUGACCAGUGUCACGAUUAGUCGCUACUUCAUGUUUCUAAUAACUGUGACAGUCAGGUGCCCUUUCCUCUGUCACAAUAUUUUAUAAAUUGCUGAUGUUUAUUAAAUCGGGCUUUGCAUACUAAGCGGCGUAAUGCAUUCUGGCUAUUAGAUAAUUAUAUAUAUAUAUAUAUAUAUAUAUAUAUAUAUAUAUAUAUAUAUAUAUAUAUA
Messenger RNA from Procambarus clarkii (red swamp crayfish), 2742 nucleotides. RefSeq names its product sarcoplasmic calcium-binding protein (gene CBP). Gene Ontology annotation, biological process: mitochondrial calcium ion homeostasis; calcium import into the mitochondrion. Gene Ontology annotation, molecular function: calcium ion binding. The record is from RefSeq and is a predicted model, not a curated record. Gene Ontology annotation, cellular component: uniplex complex; endoplasmic reticulum. Lineage: Eukaryota; Metazoa; Arthropoda; Malacostraca; Decapoda; Cambaridae.